GGCCAGCGACUGGAUUCGAGGAACGGGCGACCACUUUCAGUCGCUCGGCUUUGGCCUCAUCGGCAUCAUCCUGGUCUUCCUCGUUGCGCUAUCGUACAUGUCCUUCAAGACUCGCAACGUGUGGCAGAAAUACAACGAGACGAUCUACAUCGGGUACUCCGCUUACGCUGUGACCGUCUCGGCCAUUAUCAUCUUGCCGCUGCUUGCGUUCCUCUCCAGCCCGCCAGUCGUUGAUACGCUAUCCUGCCUGGUUGUGGAGAUGUCUCUGUACACGAUGUUGAUAGCUGUUAUUGGAACGAAGUUUUGGAUGAUUCGACAUGCCAGCGCGGCAGGGACUGACACCCAGCACACCGAAAGCGUUAGCGGUCCUGGAGGCGAAUCUGGGGAGGAGUCUUGCCUGCGGUGCAAGACAUGCAAGCUUUGAAUUCUAAUGCAUCGAAGGGAACGGCUUCGAAAAUGCUUGAGGGAACCGUGGCUCGCAGGGUAGGCAAAGGUAGUGCGAAUGCGCCGGCCGGAACCCCCUCGCCUCUGAAGACCGCCGCAAUGCAGCGCGGGGUCUGACACACCGGGAAAGAGCUUGUGGAUAACAUGUGGACCCGCACGCCAGACAGAUUCCUAGAGGCUU
Messenger RNA from Fimicolochytrium jonesii, 625 nucleotides. RefSeq lists its product as uncharacterized. Gene Ontology annotation, molecular function: G protein-coupled receptor activity. Gene Ontology annotation, biological process: G protein-coupled receptor signaling pathway. Gene Ontology annotation, cellular component: membrane. Bases 98 to 424 code for a protein of 108 amino acids. The transcript has 3 exons. The record is from RefSeq and is a predicted model, not a curated record. NCBI's taxonomy places the organism in Eukaryota, Fungi, Chytridiomycota, Chytridiomycetes, Spizellomycetales, Powellomycetaceae.